Messenger RNA from Sporothrix schenckii 1099-18, 882 nucleotides. RefSeq names its product aspartate aminotransferase. Bases 1 to 882 code for a protein of 293 amino acids. The record is from RefSeq and is a predicted model, not a curated record. The transcript is spliced from 3 exons. Lineage: Eukaryota; Fungi; Ascomycota; Sordariomycetes; Ophiostomatales; Ophiostomataceae. Gene Ontology annotation, biological process: biosynthetic process; amino acid metabolic process. Gene Ontology annotation, molecular function: transaminase activity; pyridoxal phosphate binding.
AUGCUCUCUCUACGAGGUGCGGCAAGCGCCAAAACGCAGGACAUACCGUGGCGUUUUGCGCCUGGUGGCAACAACCGAUACGAUGCCGUAACUAAUCCAGGCGGUGUUAUCUCUUUUGCUACUGCGGAAAAUGCAUGCCUCCCCACGCCCCUUUUUUUUCUUGUCUUAUCUCCAAUGCUACACACUCGCGUUUCUAACACGGGUUUGCAGAACUUGAUGCAUGACGAGCUUCAUGAUUUCGUGCAGAAGAAUGUCUCCAUACCGAAGCUUGCCUAUGCGUACCGCUUCAGCACCAUGGGCGGACCACGCUUCCCUGCCGCCAUGGCUGCGCACAUCAACGAGCACUUCCACCCCGCUGCGCCUGUGCAGGCCGAGGACAUUAUUACCGCGUCGGGCCUGACCGCCAUCCACGAGUUGGUUGGGUACAGCCUGGCCGAUCCCGGCGACGGCAUUCUGGUCAACCGGCCGGUCUACGGCCGCUUCGAGCUGGACUUUGGCAACACGUCGGGUCUGCGCAUGGUCUACGCCGACAUGGACGGCAUCGAUCCGUGUUCGCCAGCGGCCGUUGCCAAGUACCAGGAGCGACUCGAUGCGUCCACGGCCGAGGGCAUCCCGAUCAAGGCCGUCCUCAUCGUCAACCCGAACAAUCCAUUAGGGCGUGCCUACCCGGCCGACACACUGCGGGCGCUGAUGGCCUUUUGCGAAACGAACAAGAUUCACCUCAUCAGCGACGAGGUAUAUGGCCUCUCGACAUACAGCCUGGAUGAUGGGCAUGAUGUGCCCUUCACCUCUGUGCUGUCCUUUGAUUCCACUAAUCUUCUCGACAAAGACAGGCUGCACGUCUUGUACGGAAUGAGCAAGGUAAACAGGAGGGUCCUUUAA